Molecule: messenger RNA, 1347 nt
Organism: Penicillium cinerascens
Lineage: Eukaryota; Fungi; Ascomycota; Eurotiomycetes; Eurotiales; Aspergillaceae
Product: thiamine pyrophosphate-dependent dehydrogenase E1 component subunit alpha
Exons: 5
Coding region: 1-1347 (448 amino acids)
Biological process (GO): branched-chain amino acid catabolic process
Molecular function (GO): oxidoreductase activity, acting on the aldehyde or oxo group of donors, disulfide as acceptor
Source: RefSeq, a predicted model, not a curated record
AUGCUUCUUCGGCGUCCUUUGCUAACGGCGCGUAUCCCGCGGUCCGUCGUGCCAGUCCUCACGUCCCCUGCGCGAAGAUGGGGAAGUACAGUUUCACAACGCCCUGGUUCAGACCGGGUCGUUUUCCCAGGUGCCAUCAAUAGCGAGUUCACAUCCGAUAUGGCUUUCAUCACGGGCAGAGAUCUCCCCGCUAUCCCUACCUUCCGAGUGAUAAAUUCAGACGGCGAGAUGGUUGACAAAACACGGGCUCCUCCCAAUGUUUCGGAUGAAGAGGUCAUCACUUGGUACAAGAAUAUGCUACAGGUGAGCAUCAUGGACACGAUCAUGUUCGAUGCCCAUCGCCAGGGUCGCAUAAGUUUCUACAUGGUUUCACAAGGCGAAGAGGGUAUCUCCAUCGGCUCUGCCGCGGCUUUGAUCCCGGACGAUGUCGCUUUCUCCCAAUACCGUGAAGCUGGUGUUUAUCAGCAGCGUGGAUUUACCCUGAAAGACUUCAUGAGCCAAUUGUUUGCCAACUGCAAUGACAAUGGCAAGGGCAGAAAUAUGCCUGUUCAUUAUGGCCAAAAAUAUCCCCGCAUCAUCACUGUUUCCUCUCCACUGGCAACCCAGAUUCCUCAAGCAUCUGGAGCUGCAUAUGCUUUGAAAAUCAAAGAUCUUCAGAAUCCCAACCAAGCCCCGCGGGUAGUGGCCUGUUAUCUUGGCGAGGGCGCGGCCAGCGAAGGUGACUUCCACGCAGGGCUGAACAUCGCCGCCACACGGUCGUGCCCUGUCAUUUUUGUCGUCCGAAACAACGGAUACGCCAUUUCCACGCCUACAAUAGAACAAUACCGUGGAGAUGGCAUUGCCAGCCGAGGCGUCGGCUACGGAAUGGACACGAUCCGAGUGGACGGAAACGAUGUAUUUGCCAUGUACGAGGCAAUGUCGGAGGCACGGAGGCGCGCUUUAAGCGAUGGCUGUCAGCCAGUAUUGAUCGAGGCAAUGAGUUACCGAGUCUCGCACCACAGCACCAGCGACGACAGUUUCGCGUACCGCGCGCGCGUUGAAGUGGAGGACUGGAAGCGUCGCGAUAACCCCAUCAUCCGCCUGCGCAAGUGGCUGGAGAACAAGGGUCUGUGGAAUGAGGACUUGGAGAAGGAGACCCGCGACUCCAUGCGCCAGGCUGUGCUGAAGGAGUUCAAGGAAGCGGAGCGUCUGAAGAAGCCGCCGAUUCGGGAGGCGUUUACCGACGUCUAUGAGGAGAUUACGGAGGAGGCGCAGGAACAGAUGAAGGAACUGAAGCGCAUUAUAGAGACAUACCCCGAUGAGUAUGACUUGAGGCCGUAUCAGGACGGCUUGAAGGGCUUGGAAUAG